UCCCAAAUUGUAGAAUGAUACAUUGACAUUUGAGUUCUUUCCCCACACAGUUUUUUUUCUGCUUAAAGAUGAACAAGGAGCCUAUAAAUAAUGCUACACUAAAAUGGGGUUCUCAGCAGAAGGACAUGCCAACAAAUAACACUAAACAUAAAUUUGGUUCAAAUGAGUUGCCGUUAGUCAAGAAGAAGCUGAUACACCACAAAAUUCAUGAAAGGCAGGAUGAAAACACAGCAGAAGACGUCGAUGUCAAAGGAGAUGUCUCACUUCAUCCCUGGAGCCUCAUUUCUGGGUUGCUGGCUGUCACAUGCCUUCUCCUGUUGACUAUGGCCAUUGUCCUGGCUGUCUUUACCCUAGGCUCAUCCUCCAAGGAAGUACAUUCCUCAAAUGAACAAAAAGCAUCUUUCAAGGAAGUACAUUCCUCAAAGGAACAAAAAGGAUCUAGUUGUCAUUCAUGUCCAAAGGACUGGUUUUGGUUCAGAAACAACUGCUACUACUUCUCCAAGGAAGAGUUAACUUGGAGAGAGAGUCAACUUGCCUGCUUGUCUCUAAAUUCCAGUCUCCUAAAGAUAACCAGAGAGGAGAUGGAUUUAUUCACUUUAAAAUCUUUCUCUUGGAUUGGAAUCUAUUCUAAUGGAAUUGACCGGUGGUGGCUAUGGGAAAAUGGUACUGCUCUGCCCUUUGACAUGUUUUUUCUUCCUACGGUUCACAAACAAGUCUGUCUAUCUUACAGAUCAAGAGAAGCUUUAUUAGAUGAAAGCUGUGAAAAUAACCUGACCUACAUUUGUAAGAGUCACCCUACCUUUUCUGUAAAUUCACAGGAAGGAUAAAAAUUAUGUUGUUGUGGUAUAUUGUACCAAAGCAAAGGACUCUGAGGAAAGAGGGGAAGGGAAAGGAUGAUGAUGGUUUGAGAAUCCUGAUGCAUGAUUGUGAGAAAGGACUUAAACUGAGGGUGAGUGAGUUUUGCAGACACCUAUCAUGGGGAGAUGAGACAUUGUACCCAUGUGUCAACAACCAUGCUGUAAAUGUUUAACCCUUUAAAUGAUUAAAGUGAUUAAUGAAUUUCUCUUGUCUAAAGUUUUGGUUGUAUUGCUAAAGGCCACUUUGUUGUUCUAUGGAGAAAAUAUAUUAAUUUAUAUUUUUGGUGUAGCAAAAGUAGUAUUCCUUAAAUAUAAUCCAACAACAUUUAAACAUGUAUCAUAAUUUUGUUGAGUGGGUUUGAUUUAAAUGACUUUUCAUUAGAUAACCUUGUGGCAUUUU
Molecule: messenger RNA, 1257 nt
Organism: Erinaceus europaeus (western European hedgehog)
Lineage: Eukaryota; Metazoa; Chordata; Mammalia; Eulipotyphla; Erinaceidae
Product: killer cell lectin-like receptor subfamily E member 1
Exons: 7
Coding region: 69-827 (252 amino acids)
Biological process (GO): stimulatory C-type lectin receptor signaling pathway; positive regulation of natural killer cell mediated cytotoxicity
Source: RefSeq, a predicted model, not a curated record